Messenger RNA from Arachis ipaensis, 2052 nucleotides. RefSeq names its product ubiquitin interaction motif-containing protein. Lineage: Eukaryota; Viridiplantae; Streptophyta; Magnoliopsida; Fabales; Fabaceae. Gene Ontology annotation, molecular function: K48-linked deubiquitinase activity; cysteine-type deubiquitinase activity. The record is from RefSeq and is a predicted model, not a curated record. Gene Ontology annotation, biological process: protein K48-linked deubiquitination.
AUGGCGGAUCGCGAGGAAGAGGAUUUGCAAAUGGCGAUUCGGAUGAGCAUGCAGCAGCACUCGCCGCCAGAGCCGAAGCGGAGCAAGCCGAGGGACGCCGUCGCAGGGGCCGUAUCGGGUUUGCCGGAGGAGUCGCCGGAGGCAAAGAGCCGACGGAUGCAACGAGAGCUCAUGGCCGCGGCCGCUGAGAAGCGGAUGAUGGCGAUGGCUGCGACGUCGACGGCGACGGUGAAUAAGAGCGAUUUGCCGACUGCAACGGCAGCGGGUAAAGGCGGGAAGGGCGGUGGUGAUGUGGUGAUGACAGAGGAAAAGGGGAAAGCCGUGCGUUCGGAAGGUGGGAGUGAGAGGUUGAUGAGUAAGGAGCUGUCUGCAGAAGAAGCGAAUGAGUUGUUUGCCCUUGUGUUUGGGAGUGAGGUCUCAAAGGGGAUUCUAGCGCAAUGGUGCAAUCAGGGAAUAAGGUUUAGCUCUGAUCCAGAAACAUCAAUGGGACUAGUGCAGCAUGAAGGUGGGCCAUGUGGCGUUUUGGCAGCUAUACAAGCAUUUGCGCUCAAAUACAUUCUUUUCUUCCGUAAUGAGUUGAAAGAUGCAUUAUUCAUGCCACAGAACCGGGUCUUGAGGGGAUCGUCUUCUAAAAGUCAAUCUGUUCCAUCAAAUGUUUUUUCUUCACUUACUGAAGAUCUAAAAGUAAGUGCCCUUGUAAGAAGCAUGAGUGAAAUAUUGUUCAUGUGUGGAAAUAAUGAAAGGGCUGUGGUUGCAACUCUGAGCAUUCUAGGGAGUGACAUUCAACAUUCUGAAAAUCUUUCUAGGGAUGAGGUAAUUGCAAAAGCACUCGAAGGUCUUUCCAUAGAAUCCGGCUUGGAUCUGCAAAAAGUUCUUAGAAUUGAAACAUACACGUCGCAAGCAACUGCAUUGAAGAGACUUGAAGCAAUGAUUCCAUCAUUCCAAAGCCGUAUGGGGGCACUGCUUUUCCUGAUAUCUGCUUUACUUUCCCGGGGACUGGACUUGGUUCAAGCUGACAGGGAUGAUCCUAGCCUACCUCUAGUUACUGCUCCUUUUGGGCAUGCGUCACAGGAAAUUGUGAAUUUACUGCUGUGUGGACAGGCUGUCCCUAAUGUCUUUGAUGGCAGGAUGGAUUUAGGUGGAGGAAUGUUUCUUAAAGGUAUAUCCCAGUGUGUAGAAGUUGGAUUUCUCACACUGCUAGAAUCCCUUAAUUUCUGCAAGGUGGGUCAGUAUUUGAAAUGCCCAAAGUGGCCUAUAUGGGUUGUUGGGAGUGAAUCCCACUACACAGUACUGUUUGCCCUUGACACAAGUGUUCAAAACGAGAAUGAACUAGAAGAGAGGGAAUCGCAGAUACGCAAAGCAUUUGAUGCCCAAGAUCAGAGUGGAGGUGGUGGUUUCAUUAGUGUGGAGGGUUUCCAUCAAGUUCUUAGAGAAACAAAUAUCAAACUCCCACAAGAGAAGCUUGAGCACCUUUGUGGUACAGGCUUCAUUGUAUGGAGUGAGUUUUGGCAAGUAAUUUUGGAUCUUGACAAGAGUUUGGGAGGUUUGAAGGAUUCAUCGGGACUGAUGGGUAAGAAGGUUUUUUAUCUCUACCAUUUUAAUGGGAUUGCUAAGUCAGAUCUAAAUGGCGGUCAAUUAAACUUUAGGGGUGAAACUCCAUUACAAAGACCCAGACUCACGAAAUUGAGAGUUUCGGUUCCUCCAAGAUGGACGCCUGAGGAAUACAUGGCAGAUGUGCCAGUUUCAUCUUCUUCCGCAGCAACUGAAUCUUCUGGGAAAGACACUGAAGUAUCAAAACCCGAGCCUUCUCAGCAUGCACCUUUGGUAGAUUGCAUAAGGACUCGCUGGCCGCGUGCCGUAUGCAGUUGGUCAGGGGAUCCUCCUAGUAUAGUCUGAGGGGUUUAUAUGGGGCCGUUUUCCUGUGGUUUUGUAGAAGCAGAAGAGGGUAAGAAAAACAUGGUUCAACACCUGCUAUGCCGCAAGAUUGAAAAGAAAGAGUUGAAGUUUUCAUCAUUUACUUUGGUGUCGCACUUGAAGGCACCUAAUUUGGUU